CCAGGCGGGAAGAGAACGAGCAGCCAGGCAGCCCAGGGAGGACUUCUCGGAGGACUUCUCUUCCACCAGGAGGUCGGGAGGAUGCAGCCGGUGGCCCUGGUAUAUGCAGCUCUGAUGGUGGUCUCCAGUCUGUUCUCUGUGUGUGGUAACGUGGUUCUACUUCUGGUGGUUCUUCUCAACAAGGAGCUCCAUACCGAAACCUGGGCCCUGACCUUGAGCUUCUGCCUGAGUGACCUCGCCCUGGGUCUCUCAACCAUCCCCUUCGGAGCCCACAACAGCCUGCUCAGGCCACAGGGCUACCCCAGCGACGGGUACCUCUGCCAGGGCAGCGCCUUCCUCUACCUGCUCCUUCAGCUGGGCUCUAUCCACUCCCUGACCUGGGCCACCGUUGACAAGUUCACAGAGAUCUGCUUCGCCCUGAGCUACAGCACCAUCUGCACGGCCAGGAGGACCAGGGUGGUGCUGGUCCUGGUGUGGCUCUACGGCCUGAUCAAUGCAGCCUUGCCACUGCUGGGCUUUGGCCGCUACACCUACAGCAGCACCAGGUUCCUGUGUGCCCCUAGCUUCCAGCCAAACUACAGGGGCUUCAGUCUGCUCUUCAUAGUGGUCGGGAUCAUAGCACCCAUACUCAUCAUGUGCUCCAUGUAUGCGUACAUUGUGUAUAUUGCAAGGAAACAGGUGCGCCGAGGGACGUUUGUUUGCAACGACCAGCACUGUUUUUAUGUCCCUGCUAAAAACUACUUCAGGAGCUCCAUAGUGAUGGUGGCAACUGUGGUGUUGCUGCUGGUGUGCUGGCUGCCUUACAUCGCCACCUGUUUCUAUGAAACGUUUAGUGGCCAUGAACCGCCAGCAGCAACCUCAGCCGUAGCCACCUGGCUCGUCCUCUUCACCUCCUCACUCAACCCCUGGAUCAACUCCAUGACGCAGAAGCGGUACAGAGUGGCUCUGCGGAAAAGUUUGAAUAAAAUACGACAGCUGCUUCAGCACCGGCUGAUGAACGCCCACCCACAGAGCACCGCCAUCCAACUGGAGAUAGUGAGCCAUAAUCACCAUCACAUCGCCAAGCAAUCACUCUGGUCAGAUGACUCCAAGCCAGGUUCACCAGAGACUAGAUCCAUGUCGGAGGUGACCAUGGAGGAUAGUAAAGACACUGGGGACAGUAAGGGCAUUACACUGGACCAGGUCUGUCCCUGUGGAACCAUCUGUUAG
Molecule: messenger RNA, 1209 nt
Organism: Oncorhynchus masou masou (cherry salmon)
Lineage: Eukaryota; Metazoa; Chordata; Actinopteri; Salmoniformes; Salmonidae
Product: adenosine receptor A3
Exons: 3
Coding region: 82-1209 (375 amino acids)
Biological process (GO): phototransduction; G protein-coupled receptor signaling pathway; cellular response to light stimulus
Cellular component (GO): plasma membrane
Molecular function (GO): G protein-coupled photoreceptor activity
Source: RefSeq, a predicted model, not a curated record